Molecule: messenger RNA, 3161 nt
Organism: Scleropages formosus (Asian bonytongue)
Lineage: Eukaryota; Metazoa; Chordata; Actinopteri; Osteoglossiformes; Osteoglossidae
Gene: pus7l
Product: pseudouridine synthase 7 like
Exons: 7
Coding region: 813-2762 (649 amino acids)
Biological process (GO): pseudouridine synthesis
Cellular component (GO): nucleus
Molecular function (GO): RNA binding; pseudouridine synthase activity
Source: RefSeq, a predicted model, not a curated record
UCUUGAGGCGUGCUGCUGACCACGCUGAAGCGGUGCGUGCGCGAUUUCGUUCGCAUGUGUACGGUUUAAAUGGUGAGCGAUGGUUGGAAACGCCAAUGAAGAAUUUUAACAGAAGUAAACCGAGAAAUUACGGCGGCGCAUCAUCUCGGUCAUCUCCCAGUAAUAAUGCUUUAUUUCUUAUUUUAAUUGCUUCACUCGGCAAAUUGAAAUCACGAUCCAAGUUACUGGAGUAUUAUUACUAACUUAGUCUUAGUAAGAAAUAUAUAUUAAUAAAAAUGCAACAACACAAUACGAACUGUUUUAACCACAUACGUAUACUAGUCAGAACAAGACACUGCACUUCGCACUCGCAUCUUGCGCGCGCCUGACUUAAGCGAUGACGGGCGCGCGACCCGACCGUCCUCGGCAAAAAGACGAUGGAAAAAUAUAACGGAAAAUCAUGCGCGCGUGAAUAAUUCUGCUAAUAAACCUGCGUCCAUAUUAUAACUCGUGAUUCCCCCAAACACCCGAUCAGCAUCUCUGUUCAUGGCUUCACCCGUGAUCUUUGCUCCUUAACGUUACAUAUGAUGAUAUUCUUGCCAUGAUCAUGAUCAUCAUGUAGUGUGUGUUGUUGUUGUUUUUACAUGUUUUUUGCUAUUCAUCAUGAGUUGAUAAAGUAUUUUCCAUACCAUGCUCGUGCUCUUAGGUGAGAACGGUGAGUGCACACAGCUGCAGAAUUCUGGACGGGUGUUUGUCUGGAACAUUUUGUUUUUGAGGCUUUGAAAUCCCUCCAUAAUAAAAGUUUAAUGAACUGGUAAGAUCUGAAUAAUAAAAUGGAAGAAGGAGCGAGGGCGGAUGGCAGCUCGAUGCUCUGCUACAUUUCGGCCCACGAAGGCUUCUACGGAACCAUAAAGAAUUGCACCAGCGACUUUGUGGUGACUGAAAUCGAUGUCAACGGAGAGCUGGUGAAUUCAGAAGAUUAUUUAGGGAAGAGAAGCUAUCCGCCGCCUGAGAGCAGCGCGCGGCUUUGCUGCCGUGGGCCGAAGACCGAGGACCGGAGCGGCGAUGUAGCAGCUCGCAACUGUGUGGCGGAGAGAACGUCGGGGGCGCGUGUGGACGGUCGAGACUCCGACCCAACGCUCGUGUGCGAAGAACCCCUGGACCUGGAACUGGUGUUGGGACAUUCUGUGAAUGAAGAACUGGAAGAGUUCGUCUCCAAGUCCGGGGCAGGCGAAGAACUGUCGCUGGGCACCUUUCCGGAUAAACGGCGAAGGGCCAGCCUUCACCGGGCAGUUCGCCACCAUUACCCCCAUUUAAUGACCAGAACAAACAAGAGCGAAAUCCUGGUGAAGGAGGAUCCCAAUUACAAAGAGCUCUCCUGCCUGGUUUCCCAGGAAGAGUCUGAGAACUUCUUCAGAUUUCUAGACGCCAAAGUGCCCGGCUCAGUCUUCACUUUCAAGCAAGACGACAGCAAGGAGCACAGGAAGGCGGUGCAUCAUUUCCUCAGCAAGUGCUUUGGUAAGUUGGUGGAAACCAAGAGCUUCAGCAGCAGCAAUGGCGAUGGCUCGCAGGGAACGGCGAUCACGGUGAGGUUCCGAGAGAAGAGCACGCAGACUCGGAAGAGGACAGCUGCUGACCGUGAGGAUGAAGGUGUCAGGUAUGCAGCUUUCACUCUGAGAAAAGAGAAUCUGGAAACCCUGGAAGCAAUAAGCUACAUGGCCACGUGGCUGGGUGUGCUCCCCUCAGACUUCACCUACGCUGGCAUCAAAGACAAGCGUGCGACUACCUACCAGUCCAUGGUAGUGAAGAAGGUCUCCCCUCAAAGGCUGGAGGAGAUGAGCGCCACGUUUGAGAAGAAGGGUAUUCUGCUGUCCCACAUCCGGCCCGUGCCCGAGCCCCUCAGACUGGGCGCGUUGCUGGGGAAUCACUUUGAUCUUGUUGUGAGGGAUGUGCGGGUUCACCAUGGUGAUGGCAGAUCCACCUUACAGCAGAUCGUCCUCGAGGCUUUGGACAACGUGAAGGCGAACGGCUUUGUGAAUUACUACGGGCCACAGAGAUUCGGAACCGGACAGAGCGUUCGAGCCGACCUGGUUGGACUAGCACUGCUCAAGCAUGAAAUGGAUGUGGCUGUCAGACUCUUCUUCACCCCGGAGGAAGGGGACGACCCCCAGAACGUUGCCAAGCGCCAUUUCCUGAACACCGGUAACGCCAAGGAGAGCCUGACCCUGAUGCCCGAGCACAAGGCGAGGGAGCGGCUCCUCCUGCGAGCGCUACACCGGUACGGUUCGGGGCCCGAUGGCUGCACCCGCGCUUGGCUUAGUCUCCCCCACAGCACACGCGUCUUCUACGUGCACGCCUACUGCAGCCGACUGUGGAAUGAGGGCACCACCUAUAGGCUGCAGCAGUUCGGCCAUCGCGUCGUCCAGGGAGACCUGGUGUUGGACAGCAGAGCACCGGGAGAGCGAGGGAAUGAAAGUCCACCUCAGGUGGUUCUGCCUAUGCCUGGGAACACGGUGAAGUACCCGGAGAAUGCGGUGGGCGCCUGGUACAGGGAGAGAUUGGCAUCGGAUGGCCUGCGCGACUGCCGCUUCCGAGUCACGCCGCUGAAGCUAAACGUUCCAGGUUGCUACCGGCCCGUGCUGGCUGUCCCCCGAAAUGUCACACAGGAGCUGCGCGACCUGGAGGACGACCCCGCCGCUCCCAGCCUCGCUCUCUCGUUCGACCUGGACUCCUCCUGCUACGCCACCGUCUGUCUCCGGGAAAUCAUGAAAUGUGUGGCCUAGUAUGCGCAGCAUGUUUUUAUUUAUUCUGGUUUGUAAAAAACCUGUAUGUUCUGCAGAGUGAAGUAAUUACAGAAUUGAGGGAGAAAUUACAGAAUUGCAGAAAUAAUUCACUAAGGGACACACCUUGUGUUAGCGCUCCUAGCAGUACGUAUUGCAGUACUCGACCCUCUAUGGGUGAUGUACCCAAAUACCCAACUGAUCUCUGCAUUUAAAAGAAACUGGCCAGUAGGGUGCCAAUAAACAAAAUCUUUUUUUUCAGCUCUUCUUGUUGUUCCUUUUAGUAUAAAAUGAAUAUGAGCCAAAUUUCAACAUAAUCUGAUGAUUUUUAAGAUGCUCAUUUAUGUACUUAAGAUACAUCAUACUGUCACGCAUAAUGCUGGUGUAUUGGGCAAAUUCACA